ACCGAGUUCCAGUUGAUUCAACACUCUGUGUAAAGUUCCGCUGUCAGCUACACCGCCGAUUCGAAAAUUCAUCUCUUGGAAACAAAGCAUACACAGCAGUAUUUUUUGCAGAGUUUUGGGUCUUUGGAAGGGAGCAUAUUAUAAUAUAUUUUUGUUGAUUCGAUUUCAUACAAUGAGCUCUCAAUCAUUGAAACGGCGAACCAGAAUCAGUUUGACGUCCUUCCUUCUCUUAAUCAUAGGAUUGGAGAUUUUUACAGGCAGACCUAUUGGUGUUAAUUUCAUGGCGGAAGCAAAUUCAGUUGGUCCUCCUCAUCGCAAGCUUCUUAAUCAAGGCAGACCCAUUGGUCUUAAUUUCAUGGCGGAAGCAAGUUCAUCUGUCAGCGGAAACACAAAUAUUGGUCCUCAUCAUCGCAAGCUUCUUAAUCAAGGGAAUGAAGUGGAAACAAACCGGAUAUGGGGUGACAAGUGUUCAAAAUCAGAUAUAGUUAUAAAUCAGGGGCCCACAGCGCCAUUACCCAGUGGUAUACCAACCUACACAGUUGAAAUUAUGAACGUAUGUGUGUCUGGCUGUGACAUUUCAGGCAUCCAUUUGAAAUGUGGCUGGUUCAGUUCUGCUCGUCUUAUUAACCCUCGUAUUUUCAAAAGACUACGUUUUGAUGAUUGUCUUGUCAACAAUGGCAAGCCGCUUAUUAAUGGCCAUACUAUCUCCUUCCAAUAUGCCAACACUUUCCGUUACCCACUCACUGUUUCCUCAGUUAUCUGCUGAUACAGCUUGAUGGGUCUAAUAACAUACACUUUAACACUCGUUAAAAACACUUAAAACAAUGACAGAGCUAUUAAUAGCAUUUAGGGAAUCCCUAUGCUUUUUUUUUUUUUUUUUUAGGCUUUAGAAGAUUGAGAACAAGCUGUUCCUCGAAUUGUGUUCCUAAUUCUAUAGGACAUCUUGUUUUGGUAGAGGCUCUUAGUUUUCGUUCAUAUUGUAGUGACUAACUGAGGAAGGCAUUAUAGAGCUGUAUUUUUUGGAUUUUGAAUGUAAAGUAUACAACUCUUCUUUGAGUGGUUCUGGCUAUUUGGAGCAGUAUAUAUGCGCAGAAUGAA
Molecule: messenger RNA, 1098 nt
Organism: Lycium barbarum (goji berry)
Lineage: Eukaryota; Viridiplantae; Streptophyta; Magnoliopsida; Solanales; Solanaceae
Product: TPD1 protein homolog 1-like
Exons: 4
Coding region: 173-766 (197 amino acids)
Biological process (GO): cell fate determination
Source: RefSeq, a predicted model, not a curated record